AUGUCUGGUGACUGUUCCGUUUCCGGUCAAUGUGACGAUCCCAUGAAUACCCAUCAAGCUGAUGGGGACGAUUUGAAGACGAUGGAAACGGAAACAAUAGUUGAAGAAUUUGUCAGAUUAAAGCUAAAACAAAGUGCAGGGAUUGUUCAACGCCGGCGAACUUCAACUGAUAUGGAGACACAAGCUUUAAUUGGUCGUCUUAUAGAAAUAUCAAAUGAGUUAGAAGCUCAAUAUGGCGAACGAUUGAAUCAAGAUGCUGAAAUGUGGAUCAAGUCAGCCACCUAUGAAAAGUUUCUACAGAUUGCAAAAGGAGUUUUUUCGGAUGGGAUUAUUAAUUGGUCACGAAUUGUGGUAUUGUUCAUGUUCGCUGUCAAAGUGGUAGUCAAUGCAAUUUCAAAAGGAUUUAGUGGUCUUGCUGGUGAUGUCAUAAAAUUUGUUGUUAAAUUUGUUUUUAUUCAUGGUAUAUACAAAUGGGUCGAGAGUCAUGGUGGUUGGGUGGCUGUUUUACGCGAGUACACCCCACAUUCUAAUUCAAGUGGUCUAUUUGUAUUCGGCCUCACUCUGUUAAUUGUUUGCUUAUUGUUAACAAGAAAGAUUUAA
Schistosoma curassoni is the source of this 600-nucleotide messenger RNA. NCBI's taxonomy places the organism in Eukaryota, Metazoa, Platyhelminthes, Trematoda, Strigeidida, Schistosomatidae. The record is from the annotation of a GenBank genome assembly.